AUGGCUCACACAGCGACCACCUACGGAGUUGUGGUGGAUUUCACCCAUAAAAAGGAUGCGCGCCUUGUAGUAAAAGGCGAGCAAAUUGUAGUGCCGAUGUGUGAAACCGUUGAAAUUGGAGAGAUACUUCUGAAAGACCCUGAAGGCAAUUGGAAGAAAUGCAACAAUCUUAAUUAUCAGAUACCGGAAGGCGCGAGCACUAACGAACUGCGUCUAUCAUUCAAACAAGUCAAUAUUGACAAAAACUGUCUGAGUUGCGGUGGCAGAUUUUUGAGACAUCAAUUACUUGGAGAUAUUCAAGUUGGCGACCAUUACCCUUUAGAAUUAAGAAGGUAUCGAGAAAUAAAAAUCAAGGCGACAAAGGAUGAGGGAUAUAAAUGGAAAAUAUGUUAUAUGGCAAAACCAAAGGACAAACUACCUAGAGACCAAGUGUGGUUGAAAAUUGGCAAAAUAGCGUAUAUUUGUGAACGAAACGGUCAUAAAAUUUUCAAGGCAAUGGAUUGGAUAUCAAAAAGGCAAUUCAGAAAUCUCUACAGAGUCUAUGAAGAAGCAAACAUUUAUGAUUCGGCGAAAUUUUUGGCUACUGGAAAAAUUCGAAUUUAUAUGAACGAUGAAGAGAUAAAUCUGGCGGAGGCAAUUCAUUUCAUUCCGCAUGAGAAAUACAGAAAUGUCGAAUUCGAUCUUUCCGACGCGUAUACGUUCGAAAUGUUGGAAAAACAGGAUAAGGAUGAUGUGUUUUUGAGAGAUUUGGACCCUAUUAUAAAGAACCUUCAACAAUUCAAUAGAAACGAUGCUUCAACUUCAUCUCUGGAUAGGAAUGGCAAAAGAGCAUCUUCGAUGGCUUCAGAUGUUAAAGCUCCGGUUAAAAAGGCAACUUCAUCGAAGUAUUCUGAUUCAUGA
This is a messenger RNA of Caenorhabditis bovis, 900 nucleotides long. The record is from the annotation of a GenBank genome assembly. NCBI's taxonomy places the organism in Eukaryota, Metazoa, Nematoda, Chromadorea, Rhabditida, Rhabditidae.